This is a messenger RNA of Lodderomyces parapsilosis, 2313 nucleotides long. RefSeq names its product Tsr1p (gene TSR1). Gene Ontology annotation, molecular function: U3 snoRNA binding; GTP binding; GTPase activity. Gene Ontology annotation, cellular component: preribosome, small subunit precursor; nucleus. Gene Ontology annotation, biological process: ribosome biogenesis; endonucleolytic cleavage of tricistronic rRNA transcript (SSU-rRNA, 5.8S rRNA, LSU-rRNA); maturation of SSU-rRNA from tricistronic rRNA transcript (SSU-rRNA, 5.8S rRNA, LSU-rRNA). The record is from RefSeq and is a predicted model, not a curated record. The transcript has a single exon. Lineage: Eukaryota; Fungi; Ascomycota; Pichiomycetes; Serinales; Debaryomycetaceae. Bases 1 to 2313 code for a protein of 770 amino acids.
AUGGCAAAAGGCGGAAAUUCACAUAGGAACACAUUAAAGAACGACCAUAAACCAUUCAAGUCAAAACAUGCAACCAAAGGACAAUUAAAGAAUCAAUUCAAGGGUAAAGUUGAGAAAACCUCAUCUUCGGGUUCAUCCUCAAAACCUUUGAAUAAAGUAGCAAGAAAGAAUUUGGCAAAGCAAUUGAAGGAACAUAAAAUCUUGGAAACAAAGCUUACAAAAAAGUUAUUUGAAGGAAACUCUGGUGCCCAAAAAGUGAUUACCAUCAUUUGUUUGACUAAUGAUUUAUCGCCAAUUGGAAUAGCAGAUCAAUUGUUCAGCCAGGAUGAACAAAAGUUUAAGUUUGAGUACCCCAGUGUCACCGACAUCAACAUUAGCAAAUUCAAAUCAAACUUGAAGAUUAUACUUCCAAAUCAGGAAAAUAUAUUGCAAAUACUAGAUGCUGCUAAAGUAUCCGAUUUCGUAGUUUUCGGAAUAUCGGCGAAGCAAGAAGUUGAGCAAGGCUAUGGAGAGACAAUACUACGUGCGUUAUUAGCUCAAGGUAUUGGGUCAGUAGUUGGGGUGUUGCCAAAUGUUGUAUCAGCGUAUCCCAAAAGAAACCUUCAAUUAGACAUUAAGCAAUCUUUGCAAUCAUUUUUCAAACACUUUUUCCCCGCUGAAGAUAAAUUGUAUGCAUUGGAACUGGAUUCUGAUAAUGCAAACUGUCUAAGGUACAUUUGUCAAAAGUUUCCUCAACUGGUGACGUGGAGAGAUUCAAGAGGAUGGUUAAUUGCCGAUAAACUCUAUAGUGACGAAGGGUAUGAAGGUAUAGUCAUUGAAGGAACUUGCCGUGGAGCUGGGUUUAAUGUCAAUAGGUUGGUGCACAUACCAGGUUACGGUGAUUUUCAAGUUGACAAGAUUGAAAAAUUGAACAAAAACGCAGCAAAGAGUCGUAAUGAAAUGCAAAUUGACGAUGUUAUUGAACAAACGUACUUGCCCGAUGCAAGUCAAGACAUUUUGGACGAAUUGAAUCCUGACUUUCAAGAAGUACAAGAUGAUGAUGCCGAUAUGUGGUAUGAUGACCUUGAAGAUGAUGAUUUGGGCGUUCGGUCCGAAGGUAAGUUAUAUUUUAAUGAUGAUGGAAUAAGCAAGAGCAAAUUGAACAAAAAAGUGCCUAAGGGAGCUUCUGAAUAUCAAAGUAGGUGGUUUGUCGAUGACGUGUUGGACGAAGAUGCAUCCGAUUUGGAAGAAUUGGAAGACAAUGAUGGGGAUGCCGAAGAGGCUAUGGAUGAUAAUCAGGAAAUUGUGGAUGACACAAUCACGGAGUAUGCUGAAUCUGAUAUGCACAUUGAUUUAUCACCGGAAGAAGAACAACGCCAAUUGGAGGAGUAUCGCAAUGCUGCUGCUCACGAAGACUUGGAAUUCCCUGAUGAGAUUGAGUUACAUCCUAACGAGUCGGCAAAAGAAAGGCUUAAGGGUUAUAGAGGUGUCAAAUCUUUAGCAAAUUGUGAGUGGGAUGUUGAUGAGCAAGAUUUGGAGAAACCAAGUAUUUGGAAUCGUUUAUUACGUGUUGCAAAUUUCAAAGCUACUAGAAACAAGCUUAACAAAGAUUUCAUAAAAAAUGUUCAAGCACAGCCUGGAAGCAGUAUCAAAUUAUUCAUAAGAGCACCUAAGUUUAUUCUCGAGCAGGUCAACACCACUUCUAAACCAUUUGUGGUUUACGAUUUACUCGAGCAUGAACAUAAGUUAGCUGUGACGAAUUUCUCUUUUGAAAACUGGGAAGAUUAUGAAACACCGAUUAAGAAUAAAGAUACAAUCGUUGUUCAGUAUGGUCCCCGUCGACAGAUUAUAAACCCAGUAUUCAACCAAGCUUCAAAUAAUAGCAACAAUGUACACAAACAAGAAAAUUUCCAACAUCCAGGAAUGAUGACAAUAGCCACAGCCAUAGCACCGGCGUUAUUCACCAAUUCGCCAGUUAUUUUUUUCAAGUCCGGCGAAAAUGGCUCGAUACAAUUCAUUGGGAAAGGCUCUUACUUGGGAUGCGAUCAUACUCGUAUUGUUGCUGAACGUAUUGUACUAACUGGUCACCCAGUCAAGAUCCACAAACGUGUGGUGACUGUUCGUUAUAUGUUUUUCAAUCCUGAAGAUAUCAACUAUUUCAAAGCAAUUGGACUUUUUACAAAGUCGGGCCGACUGGGAUUUAUUAAGGAGAGUUUAGGUACCCAUGGUUACUUCAAGGCUAAUUUCGAUGGUAAAUUGACAUCACAGGAUGUAGUGGCCAUGAGUAUGUACAAACGAGUGUGGCCAGAAAUGUCUAGUUUGUAUACUGAAUAA